This is a messenger RNA of Aspergillus caelatus, 759 nucleotides long. RefSeq names its product mitochondrial 54S ribosomal mL53 domain-containing protein. Lineage: Eukaryota; Fungi; Ascomycota; Eurotiomycetes; Eurotiales; Aspergillaceae. Gene Ontology annotation, molecular function: structural constituent of ribosome. Bases 172 to 492 code for a protein of 106 amino acids. The record is from RefSeq and is a predicted model, not a curated record. Gene Ontology annotation, cellular component: mitochondrial large ribosomal subunit. The transcript has 2 exons.
UACAACCGCAAAUACGCCGUUAUUUCCCUUCAUUGACGUUGCAAAAUUGAAGAUAUCCACAACGUUGAGUUCCCUUACUGUCAGCAUUACGCUCAGAAGCCAAAGCCGCGCGCAAAAACCUCCAAUUACUCAAGCUCUCCGACCCAACAAGAUCGGGUCCAGUUCUUCAAGAUGACUAUUCCUGUCCAAACGAUCACCUCCCUCCGCACAAGCUUUAACCCGUUCUCCAAGUCCGCCCGCCCCUGCAGGCUUCUACUUUCUAUCCUUCGCAAUCCCAAUACCGCCCCGGCAUCCAGCCCUACGCACAUCGAUAUCAAGGUUAAACAGCUCCCGCGUGUCUCGACACAACAGCCCGAGGUAACGGUGGGCUUCAAGGGAGGAAAGGAACUCAAGAUCGAGGUCGGAAAGCGCCAGCUGAAGAUCGGCGAUGUCAUUGAGGAAAUUGCGCGUGUGGGACGGGCUAUCGAACGAGAGGAGAGCUUGAAGGGUUAACAGAGUUUCUUGUACGCAAAUCCGUUGUUAUUAUCGUGGUUGAUUUUAGGGUCCGCCUAUGGCGCUUGGAGAUCGGGACUAUUGUACUUUUACGUCGCAGAUGCGAAGCGGUUGAGUUACCGGGGAAGCUCAUCGAAAGCAUUAUGAUACCGUUACUUUGUGUAUAUACUACCUAGCCAUCGAGGGAUACUGCAUUUUGAGAAGUGUUUGUCUGCAUGAUCUAAUGUCUCCAUUUUGCAGAAUGCAUGGUUUGAAAGCCAAAUCUAC